This is a messenger RNA of Salvelinus namaycush (lake trout), 1143 nucleotides long. It is a transcript of the gene tacr2, whose product is annotated as tachykinin receptor 2. Gene Ontology annotation, molecular function: substance K receptor activity. Gene Ontology annotation, cellular component: sperm midpiece; plasma membrane. Gene Ontology annotation, biological process: G protein-coupled receptor signaling pathway; positive regulation of flagellated sperm motility. The transcript has 5 exons. Bases 4 to 1143 code for a protein of 379 amino acids. The record is from RefSeq and is a predicted model, not a curated record. Lineage: Eukaryota; Metazoa; Chordata; Actinopteri; Salmoniformes; Salmonidae.
GAGAUGGAUACAACUUCGAAACCGUUCAACCUCUCAACAACCAUAUAUUUUCAGGAUUAUGGAAACGAGACGACCAUCAAUCGUUUUGAACAGCCGGAUUGGCAAGUGGCACUGUGGGCAAUUGCUUAUUCACUGAUAGUGAUUGUGUCUGUCACAGGAAAUGUCACUGUAAUUUGGAUAAUUUUGGCGCACAAAAGAAUGAGGACAGUGACUAACUAUUUUAUAGUAAAUCUUGCAUUCUCGGACGUUUCGAUGGCUACUUUUAACACUGUCUUCAAUUUUGUUUAUGCUAUACACAACGACUGGUACUUCGGGUUGGGAUACUGUAGGUUUCAGAACUUCUAUCCCAUCACAGCCAUGUUUUCAAGCAUUUACUCUAUGGCAGCUAUUGCGGUUGACAGAUACAUGGCCAUAAUUUACCCUUUGAAACCAAGGCUGUCCUCCACAUCCACCAAGAUUGUGAUUGGUCUCAUCUGGGCGGUGGCAUUCUCCCUGGCUUUCCCCCAGUGCUACUACUCUGUCACCCAGUAUUAUCCACCACGGACCAUCUGCAUGGUCAACUGGCCUGAUGAGUAUGGUGGGAAACACCAUCUCACAUACCAGAUAGCUAUGAUCAUACUGAUCUACCUGCUUCCCCUGCUGGUGAUGUUGAUCACCUACAGCCUUAUUGGCCAGACACUGUGGGGCAGUGAGAUACCGGGGGAGGCCUCAGAUCACUACCAGAAUCAGAUCCACGCCAAACGCAAGGUGGUGAAGAUGAUGAUAGUGGUGGUGAUGACCUUCGCCCUGUGCUGGCUGCCCUACCACAUCUACUUCAUCCUGGGCAGCUUCAACAAGGAAAUCUACAUGCAGACGUACAUCCAGCAGGUAUACCUGGCCAUCUUCUGGCUGGCCAUGAGCUCCACCAUAUACAACCCCAUCAUCUACUGCUGCCUCAACCAAAGAUUCCGCUCGGGGUUCCGUCACGCUUUCAGCUGGUUACCCUUCAUAAAGGUGUCGGAGGAGGACAAGAUGGAAUUGCAGCACACACAGACCUUCAGGAUGACACGCAGCUAUCGCACUGAGAACACCAAGGGUACUGUGGUCCGCCACAACUCCACCCAACACGAUGACCACACCACAGUCAAGCUCAUGAAAUGCUAA